AUGCGAAAUAACCUCACUAUGAAUCAAUCUUCAAAUACAACUACCACCGUUACUGAAACUAAUACUGAAGUUAGACCUAUACUAAAACUUCGUAACCAUAAGAAACCCAAUAAAGUGAAAUGGACAGAAGAAACUGUUGAUAAUGAAAAUAUGGGGAAAAAGAAGACUAAGAUCUGUUGUAUCUAUCAUCCUGCUGAUGGUGCUGAAUCAUGUAGUAGUAGUGAGAGUGAAAGUGAUGCCAGUGAUUUUGAAGGAGAUGGAGAUGCUGGCCCUAAUGCUUAUGAAAAACAACCCCAAUAUAAGAAAUAG
Yamadazyma jaroonii is the source of this 309-nucleotide messenger RNA. The record is from the annotation of a GenBank genome assembly. Lineage: Eukaryota; Fungi; Ascomycota; Pichiomycetes; Serinales; Debaryomycetaceae.